CCCUCCAGUGUAGUGGCGCGGUUGAAAUACGAGGAGAAGAAAGGCCCUUAACAAAAACAGAAAGCAGUCACUAAAAGCAACGGAAUGCGAAUAAACACAUUUCAAAAACGCAUUUAAACAGUGUACAAACGAGAUUACACAUCUGUUCUGGACGCUGGGGUCACGUUUUGGGAUUACACUUCUUUUACGGUUUCUUGACACAAUGACGUGAGCUCAUCUUCUGGGAUGCCGCCAGAAACCCAGCCUUGUGUCCGGAGUGCCCCCUCCCGCUGAGAGCGCGCCAGCUGCCCGAGAACAAUGUACCGCGGCGGGGAGCGGGACUUCCAGACCUCCGCGCGGCGGAUGGGCACCUCCUUGCUCUUCCAGCUGUCUGUCCACGAGCGGGAGCUGGACCUGGUCUUCCUCGACCACAGCUACGCUAAGCCCUGGAGUGCCCACCCGGACGCCAGCAGUGCCCGCCCUACCCGCAUGCUUUUUGUCACGCCUCGGCGCCAGCAGGACACCACCGUAGAGACGGACAUGCCCAUCGAUGUGGAGACGGUGACGCCCACGCCGAUGCCCCUGUAUGACAACCAGAAGGCGCGGAGCGUGAUGAACGAGUGCGAGCGCCACGUGCUCUUCGCCAGGACCGACGCUGAUGCCCCUCCGCCACCGGACGACUGGGAGGAGCACCUCAACAAGACAGGCUGGUCCAUGUCUCAGAACAAGCUGUUCAACAAGGUUCUGAAGGCUCUGCAAGCUGAGAGACAGGCUCGUCUGGCCAAUGAGGGGGCGUGUAACGAGCCAGUUCUGCGGCGCAUCGCUGUGGACAAGUGUGCCAGGAAGGUGCGCCAUGCUCUGGCUAGCAUCAGCUGGGACACCAAGCUCACCCAGUGGCUCCACACUACUCUGGUGGAGUCUCUCAGUCUGCCAAUGUUGGCCGCCUACCUGGACGUGCUGCAGACCCUGAAGAGCAAGGUCCCCACAUUAAUCGACCGGAUGCUGUUAUCUUCCUCGGUGAAGACCGGUGCCACAGGGGCGGAGGCGCUGUCCCUGCUGCUCAAGAGACCCUGGGACCCAGCAGUGGGCGUCCUGUCCCAUAACAAACCGAGUAAGCUUCCUGGUUCGCCCCUCAUCUUGAUUACGCCCUCAGGGCCCACCAGUCCCGUCUUCACCACUUCGCGACGCCUCCGCUUCUGGCAGUCCCAGCUCUCCUGCCUGGGGAAGGUCAUACCCAUUUCCACACAUCUUGUGAACAGCGGCGCCAACAUGAGCGUCUCUCAGUGCUUGGAGCACAUGGUGGGAGCAGUACGGGGUAAAGUCCUGGAGGUGCACAGUCACUUCCCUCACAAGCCCAUCAUUCUAGUGGGCUGGAAUGUUGGGGCACUGAUCGCUUGUCACGUCUCACUGAUGGAGUAUGUGACUGCUGUGGUUUGUCUUGGAUUCCCUCUGUUCACUGUCGAUGGGCCCAGAGGGGAUGUGGAUGACCCCUUGCUGGACAUUAAGACGCCAGUGUUGUUCGUGAUUGGCCAGAAUGCCCUGCAGUGUGGGGUGGAAGCCAUGGAGGAAUUUAGGGAGAAGGUCCGGGCUGACAACAGCAUGGUGGUUGUGGGAGGUGCAGAUGACAACCUGAGGAUCAACUCUACAAAGAUGAAGUCAGAAGGACUCACACAGAGUAUGGUUGACAGAUGCAUUCAGGAUGAAAUCGCAGAUUUCCUGACCGGAGUCCUGACUCGUGCCGAGAGCCACGGUUCCGGUGAACCCCGCGACCUGGACACGGAGAAGAAAAAGAAGCCGCGCGAUUCGCGGCGAGAGCUGCCGUUCGAGCUGGAGAGGAACAGGCCUGCCUCCCCAGCCGUGCGAGUGCCCAUCUCCCCUUCGGGGUCAGAGGAUAUGUCUAGCGUUUCCAGCAGCCCAGCCUCCAGCCCCAAAACCAAAGCCUCCACUCUCUCUCCAGCACAGAAGUCUACCCUGAUCACAGCCACACAGCUUCUCAAGACACAUAUGCAGCGCUCAGGUGCUGUGCUAACGCACAAACAGGCACAAGCUCAGUUCGCUGCUUUUAUGAAACAAAACAUGCUUGUGAGGAAAGCACUUCCUCCAGGCACUCCAUCCUGUCUUUUUGUUCCAGUGUCCAGUGAACAGGCUGAGGGGCUGGACAGAGAAGAUCUACGAGCACAUCUGAAGAGGAGGCAGACACCCAGCCCUACUCCUGCCAAGCCCUCCAAGAGAGCCAAGAUCAAGGUCACCAUACUGUCCCAUGGGGAGACUGCAGGAAGCAACAGUGGCAACUCAGCCACUCCGGAAGGGAAGCCAUUGACUGUGACUGUGGGACAGUCUAUCCCAGGAGCCAAGGAGCUGACGGGACUGCUCACAACGCAGAGGUCUGCCAGUAUCCCAGAGGCCUCCAGCGUGAGUCCUGGAGCGUCUGGUAGUGCGGCUCCCAGCUCUUUUCACAGCUUGCAGAGCCGCAUGGUGUCAGGGUCCUCCUCGCCUAUCCAAACUCAGGCCCCGGCAGCUGCUCAAGGCACGCCCUCUGCCAGCAGCUUGCUCCAGGGGCUGAGCUUCAGCCUCCAGGAAAUUGUCACUAAGUCUCCCAGUCUGCCCUCCACAGCUGCCAGCUCAGGGAACAGCACUCAGGUAACCUACACCAGGAACAGACCCACUGCCACACAGGUUUCUGGAUUGAAGAGUCAAAGCCAGGUCCUGGGCACCAUCACAACAGGUAGCAGUACACUAGUCAGAGCUUUGCCUGUGGUCACAACUGGGGCAGGAGGAAGUACCAAAACUACAACAAUUCACCAGCUAUUGACCAACGGUGGACUGGCCAAACUUGCCAGCAGCUUACCUGGACUGGCGCACAUCUCCAGCCAAACUGCCGGUUUGAAAGCACCGACUACAAUUACAGUGACCUUACGGGGGCAGCCCAACAGAGUGACCACCCUCAGCCAGUCCGGAGGAGUCAUGAAGCCCUCUGACAUACAGAGCCUCGAACCCGUGCCGGGGACUGCGAGUGCCCAGGCCGCCGCCAGGACGCUCGCACAGCGGGAACCCCCAAAAGAGGGCCCCCCUGCCGAGAGAGGCCUGGUUCUGCCAGCUGCCCCGUCACCACCCGUAGUGACCACCACCAGUCCCACCAAGACCCUGUAUGUCAUGUCAGAUGCCAAGAUGUCAGCCCUCACCAAGUCCAUCAUCCCACAGCAGCAGCCAUCCUUGGAGGGGCCAAGCACCCUGAGAACUUUGGGGGUGCCCUCCCCGCCAGGAGGAGCAGUGACCUUCACCACACCUGCCCUCACCAAUAUACCCAGCCCUUCUUGCACCAUGGUCUUGUCAAAAGUUGGACCAGUCCUUCAGGGAGGCCCAAAGACUGUACUCCUCACCCCUACACUGGGGGGACCUCCGUCCAUCAAACCAGAGACGCUGGGCAGGGUACCCUCUGUCCUGGAUGAAGCGAGCACCAUCCUUCACACCUGUGAGACCAUCACCCCUGCACCUGGGACCACCAUCAUCACGCUAUCGGGGAGAUCUGUAGGCACCUCGAACACUCCCUCACUUCAAAGCAGCGCCCCAGCCAGCUCAACAGGACCCUCAAGCCAGCAUUAAUGAGAGUGUCUCAGCCCCUUUCUUCAAUCUGUGUUCACAGGCUAAUCACAAAUGAACAGCAGAUUUAAUGUUGAAUCUGGCGUUUUCCAGUGUCAUUACGAAAGGAUAAAAUGUUUCUUGGGCCAAAACAUCAAGCUCUUUACACGUGUCAGCAAUCUCUACCAAAAGUAAGCUUAAGGUAAUCGCAGUUAAUCAUCCAGUUACAUGAUAUGAGCUUCAGUUGGAUUGAAAAUUGAAUAAGAAAUGUAACAAAAAGCUUAUGGUAUGUGGGGGGUUAAUAGCAAUGUCUACAAUGUACUGCAUCAAAACUUCUCUUCAUAAACAACUGGUCUUCUUACAAAACAUCUCAAUAUAGAAGGCAGUCUUGCCAAAAAACUAAAAAAAACCUUUAACAUGACAAAUUUCAUUAAAACCAUAUUCAUUUUCAUUCUUCAAUUCCCGUUCUUCUUUUUUUGUUAAGUGAGGGGGAUAUGAAGUUAACUUCACACUGCAGUGAAGGUGAUGCAGUGGUAGUCUGUGGGAGACUAGAUUGUCAGCCGCUGUGUAUCUUGAGACUUGCUUAGCUGCCUUUUUUAUCUGCAUUGUAAUGCACUUUGUGCAUAUUGUUUUGCCAUGUACUUAAAGCACUCGUAAAUAAAACAGCUGGAGAAGAACACCAGGCACUCAAAGAAACUACCAAUAACUCAUUCACAGAAUAGCAGCAUGUAGCGAUUUUAACAAAAGUAUCAUUGUUAUGCCGCCUCUCAUUAAAAAAAUGUGCCAGUUCUUUUUUUUUUUUACAUUGUUGGUAGGAUGACAUUAAGAUGUUGACUUAACAAAAGAAUACAUUUUCCCCCUUUACCAAUGUUUUUUUUUGUAUCUGAAAAUAACUUUUUUUCUCCAAAACUUGUUCUUAUACUGUGUUCUGUUUUUUUUUUUCUCUUCACAGGCUAGUUAUCCUUUUUGUGUCCUUUGUAUUGUAAAAAAAAGGACUUCAUGAUUGCAAAGAAGGAAAUUAUUAUAAUUAUAUCCCUAAUCUAUAGACUGAUUCAAAGGAAGAUAUUUUGUUAAUGUUCACAUUGAACUAAGAAAGAGCACCUUAUUUAAAGCUCCAACAAGACAUUCUGAUCACAAGUUAACCAAGGGGAGUCAAUUACCUUUUCACUGUAAAAUCAGUAUAUUACUACUGAAGAAUAAAGUCGGUUCGGCAUCUUAUUAUCCAAAAAAACUACAUGAAAUAAUAAUAAUGACGUAAUGGACAAAAACUGAAAUAAAUCUAUCUAGUAGACAAACGUUUAACCACAUAAAUUGAAUGGAUGUGCAGUAGUUUAACCAUUUAAAGAUUUUAUCCGACUAAUAUUAUGUGUGUAUCCAGUAAUUAGCUAAGUCUUUUCUGUACUUACAUACGAGCUUGUAUACACCUCUCAAAGUCUUUGUGAUCUCUUUUAUUUGAACAAGCAUGUAUAAUGAAGAUACGUCCCGAGUAGAGGCCUGACACUUCAAAGAAAAAACAGUAUUUACAUACAGAUAGAUGUGCAUAGAUAAAGCUUUAAUGGAAUAAGGAUAGGAAUUGAGGAAUUUAUUCUUGCCCCGAUUGUUGACAGAAUUUUUGAGUAUUUUCAACACAUACUCAAAAAUGCCCAUCUUACAGAGUGAAUUUUAACACCCGGUGAUUUCAUACAUGGGGCGAGUCAAACCUUUGUGAAUGUGUUAAAAGUGAACAAUUCUGCAUAACAGCCUGCUUGGAAGUAAAAGGUGUUGACAAGACAGCACUACCUUCACUUUCAGCAAUAUAUGAAUGAUACUUUGAUACAUUCAGGUUUUUCAUUCAAGCAAUAUUUGUCCUUUUUUUGUAAUGUGAAAAUGUUUUGAGAGCUUUUUUUUCCCCUCAUGAAUACUCAUCAACUUGCAGCAAUUCAUCACUAAAACAAGCACACCAGUGGCUGACAGAUGAGGACAACACCCAUAGAAUGUUGUCUAGUAGUUCAAACAGGUAUUUGUGUCUAAAAGAGAACUGACCAUAUUUAACGGUAAGAAUGCAUCUCAAGAAACAGUGUGGGGCAUGACAUGUCUAUGAAAAAUAUCUUCUUUCCGAUUCCUCCAGGAUGAUUAUUUCUACUUCCAGUGUCUAAGAUCAAUAUUAAAUUAUGUACCUCCACCUUCCAGCACAUACUCACACUUUCUGACAGUAGCAGCCAAACUGAACCAUGUUCACCUGGUAUCACGGAUUUGUAUUGAAAAAAAUAAAUAUUUCUGACUGGAGUCAGAAACAGAAUAA
Messenger RNA from Lepisosteus oculatus (spotted gar), 5839 nucleotides. RefSeq names its product KAT8 regulatory NSL complex subunit 3 (gene kansl3). Gene Ontology annotation, biological process: positive regulation of transcription by RNA polymerase II. Gene Ontology annotation, cellular component: NSL complex. The record is from RefSeq and is a predicted model, not a curated record. NCBI's taxonomy places the organism in Eukaryota, Metazoa, Chordata, Actinopteri, Semionotiformes, Lepisosteidae.